Messenger RNA from Ostrea edulis (European flat oyster), 7199 nucleotides. RefSeq lists its product as uncharacterized. Lineage: Eukaryota; Metazoa; Mollusca; Bivalvia; Ostreida; Ostreidae. The transcript is spliced from 7 exons. The coding region runs from base 1348 to 1821 and encodes 157 amino acids. The record is from RefSeq and is a predicted model, not a curated record.
UGCCAGCGCAUCUCCUCUGAGACGUUCAACAGAAUUUCGUUAAACUUUGUACUUGAGGUGGCUUACUACACCCUGAAAUAGUUUCUCAAAUCAGUACGAAUGGAUUUAAUCAUAAAAGAUAUGAUGAUAUAUAAUAAAUAUAUAUGCCUAAAAUAUACAAAUUUGGAUAAAAACAUGAUUUUCAAAAAUAAAAAUUAUUUAAACUCAUAUAAACUAAAGACUGUCGGAUUUGAACUCGAGAUCUGCCGUUCACCAGCCCAAUGCUUUAACCACUGAGCUACAAUGAUAGACAAACAAAUCGAUCGAUACAAAUGACUUCACAAAAGAUUUAAAUUGCCAUCUUGUGACAUAGUGUCAUAAAGAAUAUAAGCUAUUCUGAUUCAAUAAUUUUUCUGAGAGUUAUGCCACAUUUUAACUUAAAAUUUUGAUCCCUCUGUUCUGUUCUUGUCAGCGCAACUCUGAGACCGCUCAACAGAAUUUCAUGAAACUUUGUAGUUAAUAAGGACACACUGUGCAGAUGUGCAUAUUCCCAGGAAAUUCUGAUUCAAUACUUUUUCUGGGAGUUAUGCUCCUAUUCAACUUAGAAUUGGAAGCCCUUCUGUCCUGUUCUUGUAGUAUUGCAUAGCAUUGCCAUUCAUUAUGUGAGACAUUGUCAAGCAAUGUUGGACUAUGGGGUAUGUGAGCUUGCUCACAUCUUCUUUCUUUCAUUAAUGAAGCUGAGCUAAUGGUUUUGUUUUUAUGAUAAUGUGUCGAUCUCAAAUUCAUUUCUGGAUCAAUGAAUUUUGUUUCAGAACAAACAUUUGAUUAGAAUGGUUCCUACUGGUAUUUUAUUGGAGAUUUUACACAAAUGAAGGAAUUAACUCUUAAAAGGCUAUUCCAUUUGUGUGGGUGAUGAUAUGGCUGAAUCACAUCUUUAUUGUAACUGCACGCAUGUAUUCCUAGCUAUAUGUACAAAUGAAGUAUCAUAAUGAACAGACAAUUGCAGGCAAUUACUAAGACAAUUUGGAGGAAAAAAAUCAUUAGUUGAGGAACUGUGAACUGGCUAGGGUCUGUGCAUGCUAAACUACACUCUCAUCCUAUAAGUCCUAAUGUAUCCUCGGCAGAAACUACAUUGGAUUUCAUGGAUAGACAAUGGAUAUUUCUGAAUCAUUUGGGGGGGUCUGUUUUGGUUACAAGCAAAUAUUGGAUAUUGUGCAAUGAUACUGGUAUAUAUUUGUGAAGACAACAGUACUGAGACAGCAUCUGUGAAGCGUCCUCAUUUCAGCUUUGACAAGGGUUUUGUGAGUUGUCCUGAUCAGUUGUGGAGACAUGACUGUGUUUUAAGCACUCUGUAAGACUCACCAAUGAAUGAUCCCCAUGUGUCUGCAAAUGGGAUGUGGUAGAAGCAAACCGCACUUACACCACGAGUCCAGUGACGACAGCGAUUUAGACAAAAAGAGCAAGCAUAAAAAGUCUCUUGGCAAAAGCGACAAGUGUGUCUGUAACUCUGGCAACAAAGUGGGUGACACCAAGGAGAACAAUGACUUAUCAAAGUCAGCAUCCAACAAACGGAAAGAUUCGGGGAUGUUCAAGCUGCCACAGAAAAAUUCUGGAGCAGUGUCCUCAAACGGUGUUCAGAAGGUGACACAGGGCCUGGAUGUGAAGAAAUCCAAACUUGAUAAUGGUGUGCCAAAUACAACUCAACCAAAAGUCAGGGUAACCAAUAGUCAGCUAGACUUCUUCAAAAUGCUGGAUGAGAAAAUUGAGCAGGGUCGGGAUUAUGAAACAGAUGAAGAAUCUGAAAGAACUAUAGAGAAUGAUAGGGUUUCAAGUGAACAAUGAAUAAAUGUGAUUGCACUCGCAGUCACUAAUUAAGAGAUUUAGCUGUGGAAUAUGGACAGACACUACAGACUUCUCAUAUUACACGGACUUGUUGUAGAGUAUGAUACUACAUGUAGGAAGGAAUUUCGGUGAUAGAUACACAAAGCCUUUAUCAGUAGAUGUCUAACAGUUUUCUUUUACACAAAUUCAUUUCUCAGAAAUCGACAAGUAAUGGAUCGAGACAUUGGUAUAUUUCCUGCUAUAAGUAGUGUAUCACAUGAACGUUAUUUACGCGGAAUUUCACAUUGAACUAGUCAUUCACGAAAAUUUAGUUCUCAUCAAUCAAUUUUGAAUAAUAUAGAAGACUUAAGCAAUAUAUAAUGAUUCACGAAAGUUGUAUCUCAUGAAUAAUAUAAUUUGUAUCAUAUCAAAAAUAAGGUCUCACAAAAUAAAAGGUGGGGGCCAUUUUCUCAGCUAAAUUAAAUUCUUACACAGUGGCUUACAUAUAUGAUAUAGAUAUACACAGAUACUAGGGCUGGGACGAUAUAUUGAAAUGUCAACAAAAUAGAUCUGAAGAAAUCGUGAUGGCACAUUGGUGCAUUUAGUGUAAUAUUGAUCAUGAACCGUAUAUUUAUUAUGUUUUGAAUUCUAACUCUAUUUCUGUAGAAAAGAUAGUAGAAUUUAUUUAAUGUGGUUGUGUAAUAUGGAACAUGUCCACUCUAAGAAACAGCAAACAAUAAAUAAGUUAAUUAUGAGGAGUAAUAGUCAGAUUAAAUUAUUCUGUUAAAUGAAGAGAUAUUUUACAAUAUUGUGAUGCUCAUCCAUUUUGUUGCAGCUGUAUUGAGAUAUAGAUCGAUCCAGACAAAACUUGUAUCAUCCCAGCCCUUAAUUAAAUACAUUUGAACUCAUGAACUUUGACUCUUCGAAUGAUAACAUUAUGCAUUAUGUUUUGUAAAAUGAGGGCUCAGUAUGGAGUACGAAAUUUCUUUUUCCUGUUCACUUUUAUUUUCUGUUUUGUCUAAUUCCAUUUCGAAAAAUCAAAUUUACAUUAUACUCAUUGAAAAUUUCUCUCUCUCUCUCUCUCUCUCUCUCUCUGAAUUUAUCAUGUGAUUUGGAUCGAUAAACAAAUGUGAUCUCAAAUACUCACUCCCACAUUAAGGACAAUCCCAAUAGACAGCUAUUGUACCACCUGAUAUUGUUUUUCACAGAUCACCAAUGAUUUCAGAUACCUUGUCAACAUUUUACAUUAGUUUGUGCAUUGAUUUUUUAUAUUGUUGUAAAUGAAAAAUAACCUGUCUUACAAGAUGCUGCAAUGUGAAAACUGGAAAGAAGUUGGGACUUUAAAGGCUAUAAUCUGACCUGGGGUUUUUUUUUGUGUUUUUUUUUUUUAAAGAAAACUGAAAGAUGCUGGUUUUGGACAUUUCUACCAGUACUUGUAACAGUCAGUGUAAGACUACUCAAAGUGAUUAACAAAAAAUUAAAUGUAUUAUCUCCCUUAUUUCACUAGGAGCUUGAAAUUGAUCAAAACUAGCAAUUUUUUUUAUCAUUAUAUUUUAUUAUCAUGUUUUUUAUUAUAUUUUUUUUUUAUAUAAAUUUGAAAGAUAAUUUGUUAAAAGUCGAUCAGCAAUCACACCAAUUGAGUAUUUUGGUAAAUUUUAAGAAUAUUUAUAAAUGAGCAUGCUCAAUAUUAAUGCAAGAUAUCAUUAUGUUAAGAUGAAGAUGGCAAAAUUUACAUUUGUAUUGAGUUGUUCAUUUCGAGCAUUUCUUGUUCUUGCAGAAGGAUUGUUACUUUUAGGUUCCAUUAUGUUGUCAGUUCUUACAGAAUGAAAGUUUAUCACUGGUAUUAAACUGAUGAUAGUAACGAUCGUUACUAUCAUCCCAAGAUGGCGGAAGGAAAUUCCGGAAAGAUCACGUUUACUUAUUAUAUCUAUUUUUAUUGUUUCUUUGUGAAUGAUAUGUAGGUAAGAAAUAUCAUUCACCAGCAACAAUUAGGAUCAGGUGUUAUUUUAUCUUUUAUACGGCUCAUAUGAAUAGAAAAUUCAUCGUUGAAAAAACAGCGAGGAUGAUAGUAACGAAAAUGAAUGAUGAUAGUAACGUAAAACUUUCGUUACUAUCAUCCUCGCUGUUUUUUCAACGACGAAUUUUCUGUUCAUAUGAGCCGUAUAAAAGAUAAAAUAACACCUGAUCGUAAUUGUUGCUAGUGUAUGAUAUUUCUUACCUACAUAUCAUUCGCAAAUAAACAAUACAAAUAGAUAUAAGUAAACGUGGUCUCUCCGGAAUUUCCUUCCGCCAUCUUAGGAUGAUAGUAACGAUCGUUACUAUCAUCAGUUUAAUACCAGUGGUUUAUGUUUAGAUUUGACAAUUAUGAGUCUUGCACUAAUGUUAAGUAGCAAGUAGGUGACACUAUACCAAUGUUUACUACUAUUGUUUGUGAGAUUUUGGGCUGUCUUAGACCCAUUCUUCUUUCUGAAAAAUAUGUUUACUUUGUACAUUUUGUAUUUUUUCAACAACAAAAAAAAAGGCAAUACAGUUCGCACAAGAGAUGUGCGUGUUGCAGUAUGUUUUUUUGUUCGGAUUUUGUUUGGAUAUUUUCUCAGUACCCGUGCAAUAUGAUCUACCUGUAUGUUUUAUUUAUUUUUGUUCAAAAGCAAGCUUAAACUGUUUUUGUUUAUUCAGUUUGCGUGCUAAGUUGUUUGUUGUAUUUGGUAUUCCAUUCAUUUGAAUGCUCUUGUCAAGCAGACCAUAUGGACAGCUUAUUUUGUUACUAAUAGUCAGUUCUGCUGUUUCCCAGGAUUCAGAUUGUUUAAACUUUCUGUACAUACGCCACCAUUUAAAAAAAAAAAAAACAAUUGGCAUGAUCUAAAUUUAUUUAAUGUAUUUCUUGUGAACAGUGUUUGAUUUAAAGUAAUUUGGCGGUAAAAAUAGAUUUUACAGGAUUCCGAUUUCCUUUUUUUUUAAUUUAAUGUUGUAUCAGAAUAUCAGCAAGUUUUAAAAACGUUACCCAUGCACAAAAUUGACUCAAUAUGUGUUAUUGCAAUAAUGCCAGAUUCACUGUAUUACCUGUUUAACCUUUUACGUGGAGCUAAAUUCCUGAAUUUUACGAGGAAGAGUAGAGAUUUCUGUCAAAAUAUCUUGUAUCAUGGUAGUAAAGAUCUAAUUCUACUGUUUUAUUGCAAAAUAUAGGAAAUCAUAAACUGAAAAACUUGUGAAGUGUGAUGUAUAUAACUGACAAAUAAGAACAGUAUUUGCUCAUUUUUCAUUCCACAAUUUGUAUUAUUGUUAUAUCAUGAUAUACAGCCUAUGAUUCUAUUGUCCUCGCACAACGAAGUACAAGAGGACUUAGUAAUAUCAUAGUGCCUGUCUGAGUCAUUUGUGUAGAAGCUGACCGGGGGGUGGGAGGACCCUGGCCGGGUCCCACUUAAUUUUUGUCAUCUAUCUCUACAGUAAAACAGGCUAAGUAUCGGUGAUUGGUUUUAUAAAAUUAUGAAUUUCAUUCCCAUUUAAAAAUUCUAAGGAUGUACAUUAUACAUGUAAAAAAAUCUUUCUUUGGGGGGGGGGGGGGGGGGGGGGGGGGGUCAAGACACCUGUAGUAUAACAACUGUAUUUCACUGUACAUGAACUUUCCAAAAAUUCAGAUAUUUUUGUAAUCAGUGGUUCAAUUAUUCCAGGAUUGUUUCAUUGUUUUAACACGGCAUGUAAAGUAACAAGCCUUAAGAAACUACAGUUGAACACCGAUAUUUCAUAUACCAUGGAUAUAUGUUGAAGUGAUUAGGAAGUCCCAAAAAUUUAUUCUUUAAGUAUUUUACCCUCGAUAUCUCGAAUCCUUGAAUAUUUCAAAGUGAUCGAGAAGUCCCAUCAAGUCUGAGAUAAAGAGGUUUGUACAGUAUGUACAGUGCCAACAGUUUUCACGUUGCUCAGUUUUGAAAUAGCUAAUAUUGAUACAAAAUAACUAUGUUUAUGAAAUCCAUAUUGAUGUGCUGUGUUGUUGAUAUAUGACCCUGUUGGCCAAAUGCAAUAAAAAAAUUCAAUGCAUUUUAUUUCCAUGAAAAUAGCAUUUCUGUAUGCCAGUUUUUGAUUAUUGUUUAUAAUUUAUUCAUGUUUGCCUUACACAUUUUAUUUUUAUCAUGUAGAUUCCUUGAUAUUGCAUUCCGUAUGAUUUGAAAUUUUUGUAGAUCACGAGAUAUUGUUUUAUUGUGAAAACAACCUGCAUAUUAUUUUGUGGUGUUUUAUUUAAAAUAACACAAAGGCAUUGAAAAUCUGAGUCACUAGUAACAUUGUGGAGCUGAGUGCUAUUGCCAGCAAAUUUUUUUUUAAGUUGCAAUGGUUAGGUCUGUUUAUGAAUCUAAUUUACAAUGCGCCUUGAGUGUCGAUUUUUUGAUCUAGAUGAUUGUAAUUUUUAAUAUUAGGUGCUCAGUAUCAUGUAAUUUCAGAAGUUUUCCUUUGACAGAAAAUAUCUAAUAUUGUGAUUGAGGGAGUUGUUUUUAAUAGCAAAUGUACUAGUCUGUUUCUAAAACAAUUCCUAUACUUGCCCAUUCCAAAAACAGAAUGUUCAUCUGUAAUGAGAUUGGGUUCUUUAGAAUCACAUACACCCCUCCCUCCCUCUCGAUACAACAAAAUUAUGUUCACUGUCAUAUUUAUCCUGAGGGACAGGCCUUUAAUUUUACUUUCUAUAGUGUGAGAGUUAAUUGGUGUUCAUUAUGCCAUUUUUUUGGUAAAUGUUGCAAUAGCAUGAAAUGCUCAAUGGAAUCAGGUAUACAUUAUUUGGGGUGAAUUUGUAGUCUUUCUUGCAUUUCCAAUAUGUUUUCAUGACUGUCAAUAAUCGAAUCAUGCAGUGCAAUUUAACAUAUGCAUGUACUUUUUUUAAAUUAGAUGUCAUCACAAUUAAUACAUUCAUUUUAUUUAUACCUUCAUAUGAAAUCUGCCACAAAUAACUGGAAGUAAAUCUGAAUGAAUUAACAGUAUGUUAUCUCAUGCUGAAAGGCAUCGCAAAUUAUCCAGAAUUUCUAAUUGACUCCAGUUAUGUUUACCCAAGGCACUGUGUUAUUUAUGGAAAUAAAUGAAUGCAAAUUAUAUUUAUUUACAAUAUCUUCUCACUUUCCAAUCUUCAAGCAUAUAUUUAUAAUCUACAGAAUAAUGCCUAAGUGAUAUGAAGAAUGGAGCUUUAUGAAAUAAAUCGGUGAUUGUUCUUUUUCAUGUGCCAUUGUAAAAACAUUUUAAGAUGAAAAUUGUAAUGUGAAUGACUUUGAAAGAAGAGACAGUUCUGUUCUAGUUUUGUUGUCUGCCAAAGAUGGCUUGUCUGUGAUCUAUUUAAAUAUUAUUUUCAACUGUCUUUUUCCAUUCUCAUUUUGUUAUUGCUUGUUUUAAAUAUGUAUGGCAGAAAUAAAUUCUUACACAAUAAA